Molecule: messenger RNA, 1659 nt
Organism: Carassius carassius (crucian carp)
Lineage: Eukaryota; Metazoa; Chordata; Actinopteri; Cypriniformes; Cyprinidae
Product: gastrula zinc finger protein XlCGF7.1-like
Exons: 5
Coding region: 492-1412 (306 amino acids)
Biological process (GO): regulation of DNA-templated transcription
Cellular component (GO): nucleus
Molecular function (GO): DNA-binding transcription factor activity, RNA polymerase II-specific; RNA polymerase II cis-regulatory region sequence-specific DNA binding
Source: RefSeq, a predicted model, not a curated record
CGACACACAGCGCUCUCUAGCGCACAGACACAGAGUCAACUCAAACUGACUGACUACUCAACGCAAACUUUGACGUUUACGAAAAGGGACCAUAUUUGUCUUAUGUAAUACGUUUUUGCGUCAUUUCAUUUCGAGUGUUUGUUGUGUAGUCUUCACAAACAGCGGUGAUCGGUCCAGUCUGAGCAGCGCUGAGAAAAGGUUCAGAUCUGCUCCUUCACUGAAGCUCCUUCCACUGCAAAUUUACCAGUAUUUGCUGGAAUAUUGCGAUCAGCCCACCAGCAAAGAUCAGCAUGAAACCAUCAAGAAGAGUCCUUUGCUCCGUCAAGCACUGAGUUCUGCAUCAUGCUCGUCACCAAUCAACUUAUUACUGCAAGAGCGAUUAGAGAGCAGACACUCUGUAUAAAUACUUUGAUGUCAAACACCGAUCGGUAUGCACAUUGCCACUUUAAGCCGAACGCACCUUAAGAGAUGUAUGUAGGUCUUGGAACCGGAUGGAGGAGAGACAUCCUUGUGUCAAAAUUGUAGAGAAAACUCACUCACAGACUGAAAGUUUCGUCUGCCGUCAGUGUGGAAAGAGAUUGACAUGCAAUGAAAGUCUCAAAGUCCACAUGAGGAUCCACACUGGAGAGAAGCCAUUCACAUGUGAUCAGUGUGGGAAGUGUUUUGCAGAAAAAAGAAGCCUUAAGCUGCAUAUGAGAGUCCAUUCGGGGGAGAAGCCGUUCAUUUGUGAUCAGUGUGGGUUGAGUUUUACACAAUCAUCAAACAUUAAAAGACACAUGAAGAUCCACACUGGAGAGAAGCAGUACACAUGUGAACUAUGUGGAAAAAGUUUUUCACAACUGCAAACUCUAAAAGAACAUAAGAAAAUGCACACUGGUGUGAAAGAUCAUAUGUGCUUUAAGUGUGAGAAGACUUUCAUUUCAGCUAAAGUUUUGAAACGACACCAGAUGAUCCACACUGGAGAGAAACCUUACAUGUGUUCACACUGCAACAAGACAUAUAGUCGUUCAGAACAUCUGAAAACACAUGAGAGGAUCCACACUGGAGAGAAACCUUACAUGUGUUCACACUGCGAUAAGAUAUUCAGUCUGCCAGGAGACCUGAAAACACAUGAGAGGAUUCACACUGGAGAGAAACCAUACAUGUGUUUACACUGCAACAAGAGAUUCAGUCGGUCAACACAUCUGAAGACACAUGAGAGGAUCCACACUGGAGAGAAACCAUACACGUGUUCACACUGUGAUAAGAGAUUCAAUCAGUCAGGAGACCUGAAAACACAUGAGAGGAUUCACACCGGAGAAAAACCGUUUCACUGCACUGCAUGUGGGAAGAGUUUCACUCAAAAAUCGAAUCUACUCACGCAUACAAAAAACAAUCACAACGCAGCAACAGGAGAAAGAAACAACAUCUAAAGUUUUCACCAUUCAUCGAAAAUAAAGUUCAUCAUUUCACCUAUGAGAUUCGGACAGUUGUUUUGGACAUUUUGUUUUGUUACAUUGAAAGUUUUUUACAUAUACAAACUCUUCCGUUCAAACUGUUCAGGAAGCUAAGAAGAGAAUGCAAAACUUUAAAGAGAAACUUUUUUUUUUCUUUAGUUCUAUUUUAUUGAGCCACUUUGGCUUUUUUAUAAAUCAAUAAGAAGAUAGAUUCGUCUCACUG